Messenger RNA from Acaulospora colombiana, 2202 nucleotides. The record is from the annotation of a GenBank genome assembly. NCBI's taxonomy places the organism in Eukaryota, Fungi, Glomeromycota, Glomeromycetes, Diversisporales, Acaulosporaceae.
AUGGGGACCAUCGUUGUAGACGUUCACGCGGGUCCGUCAAAAAAUCACGGCAAAACUCCGCAUCAUCAUGAGAUAAAACAGAUAAUUUGUUCGCCUGGUAUAAAAUACAUUGCGACCCUGAGCAGGGAAGACAUGAGAAUUGUGAUUUGGUCCGUUGAGGAAGAAGAGAGAAGGCCAAAACCAUCCGAGAUCUUUGAAUUCAGGGAAUUGGACGAAUGGGCAAACUUCCCUGCUUUCGAUGCCCUCUCGUUUUACUUCGAAUUCCUUUCAUUGCACGAAAUCUCGGAUGGAAAACUUUUGAUCGUGGAUUCACGUCCUGACACUGCUUACGAAAUGUUUGACGUCGUGAGGAAGCAGCAUGUCACCGUUCCAACCCAAGAACACAAAGGAGGAUGGCACUUCCUGAAAGACGGUCAUUUCGUGACUUACAAUGAAUACGAACUUUGCUUGUAUACCAUAGUGAACGGAUAUUCCGAGACAUUCCUUAUGUUAGAGCAUGUUAUCGUCAACAGCCAACCCACGUUGACGCGAAUCAUUACGCCACAAGGCAAAUUGAUACAGGUUGACAACAGUCAUUAUUUAUCGUUGUGGGAUAUCAGAACGGCAGUGCUGGAACAACAAUUUGAUGAUCGAAACUACAGGCAUCUAAUUAAGGUCGACAUCAACGACGACAGCACGUUGAUAGCAUUCAACAGGAUGAAGGAUGGGAAAAAUGGCGAGUUGACGAUGUAUUCCACAAAAACGGGCAUGCAAUUGUCAUCGCAUAGUUCCAAGGGUGAGUUCAUAGACAUUCACUUUGGCGUGAUGCAUCAAGAUUGGCUUGUCGUUCCGAGGUAUGACACGAAGGGAAACGAUAACGACAAUCCCUACGACUCUAAACCCAUCAUUGGACUUCUCAUAAUGAAUCCUUAUGCGAUGGACGAAUCCGUGGAAGUCCCAUUCGACUCGAUCUCGGGUUCACGCGGGUUAGAUCCAAAGUUGGUUAAAGGAGAUAAGUUGAUUGGUGUCGUUGAGGGAUUGCCGCAAGUCGAAGAUAUUUUCACGGAGAAGGUCAGUGGCAACCUGAGAUUCAACACCCACUUCAUGAUAAAAGAAAUAGAGCCCAUCGUCUCCGAAAUAAGGCACGGUCCGGAUUCAAGAAAUGAAGAGCAUAUCGGAAAGCGAAUCAAAUGGAGCAUACGUACACCCGAUGAUGUUGAAAAUGCGCCUCCGAUAGUAUCCGCGUUCAAACUCGAUGAUACGACUCAAUCGUGGAAUCCUUUCGGCUCUCCUUUAAUCAUCGAGAUCGAAGAUUACGAGCUACUUUUAUACAUACACCUGUCAUCUCGUAUACUACCCAAUGAUGAUUUGAUCAUUUCCACCCAUGCCCUCACGAUGGUGUUUACCGUCGACCCGGAAGGCAACAUACGAAUGGUCUAUAGCUGGAAUACGCCAGACGAUCUGAUUGGAUUCGCAGAUCGGAUCGAUUAUUUUGAAAAUAUCAUGGAACGAGAAAACCUUGUCAUGAAGUACCAAGACGGUAGAACGAUUCAGCCCUUUAAGGAAAUGAUCAAUGUUUUCUUGACCGAUAUUCCAACCUUCUCUUCGUAUUCGCAUGCCAUUUUACGUGCUUCUCUCAAACUCAAUAAAGAUGAGAUCGUGGAGCAUAUCGUCGAUAAGUCCUUACAGCACUUUUUUGAAAACCGGCAGAACAUCAACAGCCUUAGCAUGGUUACGAGGUCAUUUUCGGAGAUCUUUAAAUUCAACUCUGAUUACACUUCCAGGAUUAUCGCCGCGAUCAACAAGACGAAAACCGAACGACAGUCGUCCGAACCUUUUCUUAAUGGCUACACCUAUGACAAUGAUCUGCGCUUGCUGUCAUUUUCCUCGAGGAUUUCCCUGUUGUGGUACGACCUGGUAUUGAUCCUCAGUCCAUACCGAUGGUUCCUCUUAAUCUAUCGUGUGUUCUUCAAGGAAACUCGUACGGCAAAACCGUCCACCGAAUUUAUCAUUCCUCUGCCGAAAUUCGCUUCUUACCCGGGGGAAUGUGAUCCUCUCAGGGAAGUUGUGUGGAGACCCGAAUCAAAUCAGUUUGUCAAAUUUCGAGACCCCGAAUUCUACGAGGAUUGGAAUGGAGAGCCACCGAACCCUCCGACUUUGACUUUUCCGCUUACCAAGUAUUUCUAUUAUGGAUUUCAAUCCUAUUGGGUCUCUCACAAUUGA